Messenger RNA from Eimeria mitis, 1446 nucleotides. RefSeq lists its product as uncharacterized. NCBI's taxonomy places the organism in Eukaryota, Apicomplexa, Conoidasida, Eucoccidiorida, Eimeriidae. The coding region runs from base 1 to 1446 and encodes 481 amino acids. The transcript is spliced from 2 exons. The record is from RefSeq and is a predicted model, not a curated record.
AUGCUUGGGCAGACGGAGGCAUUCCCGCAAAACGAGUGGGCGGGCUUGCCCCUUAGAAGUAAUGGAGAAGAGACGCGGUUGUGGGACUUUGUUGACAGAUCACCAGCACAAUGGAUAAAGGAUAAUAUACGCAGCAGAGGCCUCAGCUUGCCACCCAGGAGAGAUCGACAACAGAGGCGCAGACAGGCUCUGACAUUGAUGGCAUUUGGUACCCUUGCAGUAACUUAUGCGGUCCUCCGAUGUGCUAUUCAACGAUUCCCCAAUAGGAAGGCAGGCGAUGAACCGAGGUCUCUCGUUGGGGGAAAGCGGGUCCAAGCACCGGAGGCUUGCUUGGGGGUCCGGGGUUCUGGGUUUGAGAAGCGAGGCGCGCGGAGUGAAAAGCCGUCAGAUGAGGAGUUACAACAUAGGGCUUCGGGCUUUAUGAACUCGUUCGUGAGGAUCAUGAAGGCCAACGAACCUGUGUUGGCUCAAAUCCCUGUGCAUAAGCGGAGUAAAAUUCUCUCACUUCUCCUCACCCUGGUUGUGCAAGAGUUGGCCGCAUUAGCAACAGUUUUAGACGACUCUUCACGGGAUACUCUAGUACAAACGGUUCGAGAGGUGGGCAUCGUAACGAACCGCUUAGGAACGACAAUUACUAGAAGGACGGGAGGAGCUUGUUCGCGCCGCCUUCAGCUUUUCCUCGGCAAGGUUCUUCGACGCCUUGAGCUGUCAGGGCCUCAAGGUUCACUUUUGCCUCGCACCGAGCGUCUUCAGAAGCUAAGUGACCUCCUCCGUUUACAGGAAGUGAUGCUGGUGAAUCUUAGAGAGGUGUUCGACGACCUUGUGAAGGGGUUUUCCGCCGGGGGCGAUCCCAGUGAUGACGACUUGAACGCAGCGAAAGAUAAACUGGGUGAUUUGCUUCACGUUAGGAAGGAACAGAUAUUUCUGGAUCCUCAACUCAGUUGGUGGCUGCUUGACGGCGAAAACCAAACCAAGCGUUUCGCUGUUGCCUCGUCAGCUCAUGUCCAGCUCCUUCGUCAAAGACGACCCCCGACUGUUGAGGAGAUGAUCGAGGAGCUGACGACUCUUUCAGCCAGACGGCGUGAACAACGCGUAAUAAGCCAACAGUCAACACUAGCGGAUGCGUCAGAGGCCUACGCCCCUGAACGUGCUGACCUGACAUCCUCAGGAAGUGGCUCGCAGGCAACUGAACUGCCCAGGGGUCUCUUUACAGAUCCGCUGAUGUCUGGUCAGCUCUUCCAGUGGUCUUCGGUGGAUGCACGCAACUUGACCAGAGGCUACAACCGCGAGGAGCCUUUGGAGGACGUCUUCUUCGGCGCAGCGUUAGGAGAGCCCACUCCGAUGGCAGAAACCCAGGAGAGCAAUGCGGAAGAAGCCAUCUCUAGCCCUUUCAGUUUACCUGACAUGUUUGACUACCUGAGAGGAAGGCUUAGCACGUCACCUUGA